This is a messenger RNA of Dipodomys ordii (Ord's kangaroo rat), 1252 nucleotides long. It is a transcript of the gene Procr, whose product is annotated as protein C receptor, endothelial. Gene Ontology annotation, biological process: negative regulation of coagulation. The transcript has 4 exons. Lineage: Eukaryota; Metazoa; Chordata; Mammalia; Rodentia; Heteromyidae. The coding region runs from base 106 to 843 and encodes 245 amino acids. The record is from RefSeq and is a predicted model, not a curated record. Gene Ontology annotation, molecular function: signaling receptor activity.
UCUUUCCAUCCUCCUAGGCUCAGCUCUCAGCCCUCCUGGACAGCCUCAUUUCUUAGCCUGCGGGAACCAGGAACCCAGGUGGGAUCAAAAAACUUCAGCUCCACGAUGGUGACAACCUUACUUCAUUUGCUGCCGGCAUUGUUGCUGCUGCUGCCUGACUGGGCCCUUUGUAGCCAGGAAGACUCAGAUGGUCCUCAGAGCCUCCACAUGCUCCACAUCUCCUACUUCCCCGACCCCUCUCACGUGCGGCACCAGGGCAACGCGACCCUGGGGGGGCGUCUGACACACACUCUGGAAGGCUCUGGUUCCAACAUCACCAUCCUACAGCUGCAGCCCCUGGAGGAGCCUGAGAGCUGGGCCCGCAGGGAGAGCAGACUGAAGGUUUACCUGACCCAGUUCCGAGCCCUCGUGCAGCUGGUGCAGCAAGAACGGAAGGGCAGUGUUGCCUUUCCUCUCACCAUCAGCUGCUUCCUGGGCUGUGAGCUGCCUCCUGAGGGCUCCAGUGCCCAUGUGUACUUCAACGUGGAAGUGAAUGGGAGUUCCUUUGUGAGUUUCAAGCCAGAAACAGCCUUGUGGGUAGCAGGUCCCCAGGACCCCUCAAAGGUGCUCACCUACACCCUCCAGCAGCUCAAUGCCUACAAUCGGACUCGGUAUGAAAUGCAAGAAUUCCUGCAAGACACCUGCGUGCAGUAUGUGGAGAAGCACUCGGCCAUGCCAGAUGAGAAAGGGAGCCAAACAGGACGCUCCUACACUUCGCUGGUCCUGGGUGUACUGAUGGGCUGUUUCAUCAUUGCUGGUGUGGCUGUGGGCAUCUUCCUGUGCACAGGUGGACGGCGCUGUUAAUUACACCCAAGUUCUUUCUUAAGAAAGGGCUGGAUUGAUGGGCUGGCAAGGGAUAAGUCUCAGCUCACAGAAAGCCAAACAGACUCUCCAGCUGGGACACCGUAUCACUAAAAGGUUUGAAGUGAAAGUUCUUUUCCUCUCCCAGAUCCGCUCACCAAGAGUUUAGGAGAGGAGACACAGGGAUACUAGGUAGAUAAAGAAACUUGGUUUGCUAAGAAUCUAAGAACUUUGUAUGUGCUGCUGAAUUGGCUUGAAAACUGAAUGCGUAUCUAUCUUUGUGGAAAACAGAUGGUGAAGGUGGGCAUGGGGCAUUUACAAAGACAGAAUCACCUGAAGCAUUCAAAACAUAUAGUAAUAAUAAUAAAAAACUAAGUUGUUCAAAACCAAAAUAAACAACAUUUAGUACUUC